GAUGGCUUGAGAAGACUGUCAGGAAACGAGUAUGUGUUUUCUAAGAAUAUGAACCUGAGCCAUAGUCACCUUUCAGUGCCAAACACCAUCAAUGAUGUUCCGCCCUGUAUUGCACAGCUCCUGGAUAAUGAGGAAAGCUGGGACUUCAAUAUUUUUGAGUUGGAGGCUGUUACAAAUAAAAGGCCAUUAGUGUAUUUGGGCUUAAAAGUUUUUGCCCGGUUUGGGGUCUCUGAGUUUUUAAACUGUUCAGAAGGAACGCUGCGAACAUGGCUGCAGAUGAUUGAAGCCAACUACCACUCCUCCAACUCAUACCACAACUCUACACAUGCAGCAGAUGUCUUGCACGCUACCGCCUUCUUUCUUGGGAAGGAAAGAGUUAAGGGAAGUCUUGACCAUUUAGAUGAAGUGGCUGCAUUAAUAGCUGCCACCAUUCAUGAUGUAGACCAUCCUGGACGGACCAACUCUUUCCUGUGCAAUGCAGGCAGUGAAUUAGCUGUCCUUUACAAUGACACGGCUGUGCUAGAGAGUCAUCACACAGCACUGGCGUUUCAGCUUACAACUAAAGACAGCAAAUGCAACAUUUUCAAGAAUAUUGAUAGAAAUCAUUACCGGACAUUGCGCCAGGCCAUUAUUGAUAUGGUUUUGGCAACAGAGAUGACAAAGCACUUUGAGCACGUGAACAAAUUUGUGAACAGCAUCAACAAGCCAAUGGCAUCUGAGGAGACCAGCCCACAUAGCGAAGGCAGCGACUGCGGAUGUACAGCCAAUAUAAAGAAUUUUCCGGAUAACCAGACACUGAUAAAGCGCAUGAUGAUUAAAUGUGCAGAUGUAGCAAAUCCAUGUCGGCCCCUAGAGCUGUGUAUUGAAUGGGCAGGGAGGAUUUCAGAAGAGUAUUUUGCACAGACUGAUGAAGAAAAGAGACAGGGUCUGCCUGUUGUAAUGCCAGUAUUUGACAGAAACACCUGCAGCAUCCCCAAGUCUCAAAUUUCCUUCAUUGAUUAUUUUAUAACAGAUAUGUUUGAUGCAUGGGAUGCAUUUGCACAUCUGCCUGUUUUGAUGCAACACUUGGCUAAUAACUACAAACACUGGAAAGCACUGGAUGAGUUAAAGUGCAAGAGUCUCAGGCUCCCAUCAGAAAACAAUAACUGA
This is a messenger RNA of Pterocles gutturalis (yellow-throated sandgrouse), 1149 nucleotides long. It is a transcript of the gene PDE8B, whose product is annotated as phosphodiesterase 8B. The record is from RefSeq and is a predicted model, not a curated record. Gene Ontology annotation, biological process: signal transduction. The annotation marks the transcript as partial. Gene Ontology annotation, molecular function: 3',5'-cyclic-AMP phosphodiesterase activity. NCBI's taxonomy places the organism in Eukaryota, Metazoa, Chordata, Aves, Pterocliformes, Pteroclidae. The transcript has 8 exons.